This is a messenger RNA of Annulohypoxylon truncatum, 1556 nucleotides long. RefSeq lists its product as uncharacterized. NCBI's taxonomy places the organism in Eukaryota, Fungi, Ascomycota, Sordariomycetes, Xylariales, Hypoxylaceae. The record is from RefSeq and is a predicted model, not a curated record. The transcript is spliced from 3 exons. The coding region runs from base 368 to 1198 and encodes 276 amino acids.
AGGGCUACGCCAAACGCCACCUUCACUACUCCCAGCCAGACACAGGCCUACGAUGCCCAACCGAGGAGUGUGAUGACCAAAGGCCUCUUACUCAUGGCACCCAGUCACCCACCCUAAGUUAGAGGCAAUCCAGGAUUUAGACCAUGGACGGAAAUUAGUUUGCAUGAGCUGAAAACGAAAAGGAGCAUGGAUAAAAUAAGUUGUAAGCAUGUGCGGCUCUAGUCCAUCCAAGCCGUUGAAUGAAAAAGAAGCCCCCGCGGAUGUUCCCAACUUGAUCGGAUCGCCCAAGUUCCUGCCUUGGUCUUUCAUAUUUCGUCUUUCGUUUUUCAAGCUGUGGUAGUCGGCAGGACUCUACCUUAUUUUCAAUAUGUCUGGCAAAAGGACUCUGUUUCUUAUACUGCCGUAUUUCCUCGGUCGAUCUUCUGGUGCUAUAAUCGUAUCCACACCUGCUACGAUAACUCCCUCUUCUACUGACGAAAUGCCUGCUUCAGUACAGACACCAGCUCCUGUGCUGAAUUUGGAGGCGAGAGAUAGAGCCGGUGGUCUUUGCGGCUAUUAUCGCGGCGAUGCAGCAAGCCCAUAUUUAUGCUAUUCCGGAUAUAGCUGUGUUCAAGAUCAUGAUAACAACGCCAUCGGCUGCGUUGAGACUAAUACAAAGAAACAGCUUCUAGGAGUAGUCUAUACUACUUGCCUAAAUUAUGACGUCUAUCAACAAUAUUCCGUGGGGUCUCGUACCGGCUGUUGUACGGAUCCAGAUUACCCGGCGUGUGUUGUGGAUACGUACACCGGAGCAGAGGCGGAAGGAUAUACGUUGAUACAAUGCACCCAAACUUAUUAUCAGUCUGGUAGACUCUUAGCUUGGGAUGCUUCGACAUCCGGUACGGCCGGACCAACAACAAUGUUCAUCGGCAUUGAGACAGUGAACAAUAAUAAUUCAACCAAAAUUUCGUCAACGACUAGCUCGCCUACACCGUCCAACUCACCCACACCGUCCAACUCGCCUCCCGGUCUAUCGACAUCGGACAAGAUCACUCUGGGGACGGCUCUGGGGCUCGGUAUACCUGGUACAAUCGCCGGUAUUAUCGGGACUUGGUACGGAUACAAGGCUUUGAAAAACAAGAGAAAGGGUUCAGAAGAUGCUCAGCGUCCUUUCCUAGGUUCCAAACAAUCAAGCUUCGGAUCAAAUAUUUCGAGCUAGUUGAGCUACCAUCACUUAUACCAGAAAUUAGAGACAUAUUCCAUAGGGCACUUAAUAUGGAAAAGAUGAAAUGGAGUGGCGUUCUGACCACAAGGACUCUACUAUGGGCUGGGGGGAAGGGGCUUUCGUUACUCAAGUGCGGUCUUGUAUAAAAAGGAAUGCAUCGGGUACCGCUACCUACUGUUAAUAACUACGAAGCAAAGAAGAUUACAAGCUGGUUGGUUUAUUUUGGUUUAUUUUUCACUAGCAUUCUUACAAUACACAUAGUAAGCAGCCUAGAUACAGUACAAUACAGAGCUCUACACGAAUAUGCUCGAUAAGUAUUCACAAUAACAACAAACAUCUUUAUUGGAAAGAA